Molecule: messenger RNA, 1128 nt
Organism: Dissoconium aciculare CBS 342.82
Lineage: Eukaryota; Fungi; Ascomycota; Dothideomycetes; Mycosphaerellales; Dissoconiaceae
Exons: 1
Coding region: 127-759 (210 amino acids)
Source: RefSeq, a predicted model, not a curated record
CGAUGUCGCGAUAUUGAACCGGGUGCGUAAGAGAAGUCGCUGGCGUUAACGGAUCGACUCGUGAGAAUCCGGCUACUGUCCUAACUCAAACUCUCCGAAUCUGCAAACGACAGGCACGCAAUCGUCAUGCUUUCAGCUAUCCGUUCUGCUGCAAGGUACGCCAUCGAGAACAGACGUACCUUCUCUGAACCUUCUGCACGAUUCGUUCCGAACAUACGUGUAUUACAUGAUGUCGAUCUGGCGGAGGAAGAGGAGAAACACUUGACAGAAAGGACACCAGAUCGACAACGGAUUCGAAUCACUCGAGCCAAUGAGCAGAUGCCUGUGACGAACAAAUUCCCCUUCUCUCGCCUACGAAAAGAAAAAUUGCGCGCAGCGCAAAUUCCAAUGCGGCGUGCAUAUAUGUACAUAUACACCUGUACAUAUCUACGUAUACUUGAUGCUAUCGGGAAAAAAAUCAUACAGUUGCAUAUGCAUAUCCACUGCACGAUGCGAGGAUACGCAGCCUUGAAUAUCUCAUCACCUUGCGUGCCGCAGCUCGACGGUGGGCCCCCGAGUGUGCAUAAUUCUCCUUUCGAGCGACUUCACUGGAACUGGACACACACCCCCCAGACGCAAUGCGGAGACGAAAGGAACACAUGUUCCAUAAUUCCCAACAUGGUGAAGGUGACACGGAGAAACAAGUCGACAGAGAAAUUCUCCGACCGAUCGGCCUUGCGCAUAUCCAACCAACAGCAUGGAUCUGCAUCACUGCGGUGAUGCUCUGUGUACGUCCCUGUGUGUGGUGUAUGCGCGGGCAUUUGAUGACCGCCCGUACGUCGCUUGUAUGUCGCCCACUUGUCCUCUCGAUGGUGUGGCAUUUGUAUGACCGCGCCAAUCUUGUGGCCGUACUUGGGGUUUUCCCGCCGUAAAUCGCCCAAUCGCGUGUUGAGACGCGGAUGCUCGCUUUUCGCCUUCGGGAAAAUUGGCCAUAGUGGAUCCUCACCAACUUCCUCAGUCGCCGGCUGAUGCGCGCGAGAAGGGCUGCUGAGCUGGAGUAGAUCUAGUACGUCCUCGAGGCUGUCUCAGAAUCCGGCGCUGGGCUUUUCUCUGUGUGGAGCCUCGCAUGCAGGUGUCGAGACAUCGUGA